This is a messenger RNA of Zingiber officinale, 1008 nucleotides long. RefSeq lists its product as uncharacterized. The transcript has a single exon. The record is from RefSeq and is a predicted model, not a curated record. The coding region runs from base 48 to 995 and encodes 315 amino acids. Lineage: Eukaryota; Viridiplantae; Streptophyta; Magnoliopsida; Zingiberales; Zingiberaceae.
CCAAAGCGGGAAAAAGAGAGGACCGGUGAUCGCUCACUUAUCUUCACAUGUCGGUGAGCGUACGGACAAAGAGGGUCACCGCCCCUUUCUGCAAGGAGUCGAGAGCGGGCCUCCGCUGCGCCGGUGAAUCCAGCUGCGUCGGCGACUGCGGCGCCUCCACCUGCCUCUCCACUCAAGUCCACGCUUUCCUGGAGACUGCCGGCCGCCGUACCCCCUCCGUCGCCUCCAACGGUGACGGCAGCGAAGGCGAUGCGACGGAUCCAAACGAGAGCCUCGAAGAGGGCGGCGCCUCCGAUGACCGCGAUCGCGCCGCCAUGAAGACCGUUCGCGAUCUGAUGUUCCCGGCCCUUGAUCCGGACCCAUUCCGCAGGCGAUUGGCCACCGACGUGUCUCGUGCGGCGGAGGCGCUGGCUUGGCUGAGAUCCGACGGUGGUGAAUCCGCCUACCGGCAAGCGGUGAUGGCGCGGCUGAGGGCCACGGGAUACAAUGCUGGGAUCUGCAAGGCGCGGUGGGACGCCUCCGGCGGACUCGCAGCCGGCAGCUACGAGUUCAUCGACGUGGUGGAGGCGGCGGAGAGAGCAGGGCAAGGGAAGGGAAGGAGGCACAUCGUGGACUUGGACUUCGCGGCAGAGUUCGAGGUGGCGAGAGCGACUGAGGGAUACAAGGCGGUGGUGGCGGCGCUGCCGCGGGUAGCGGUGGCGGGCGAGGAGUCGGUCCGCCGAGUGGUACGCGAAGUGGCGGACGCCGCCCGGAGGUCACUGCGGACGCAGGGGCUCCACGUUCCUCCAUGGCGGAAGAGCCGAUACAUGCUCGCCAAGUGGCUCGGGCCCCAACGGCGGACGACGAGCACGAUCCCCCUGGCCGCGCUACGAGGUGAAUCCAAGUGCAGGGAAUACAAUAGGUUCCAAGCAGCACCGGCCCCCCGCGGCGGCGAUGCCCACUACCGCGCCGUAGGCUUCUCGGCGGCGCCGCUGCCCACCGCCCGUACCCGCUAACAACGACGGACGC